UGUAGUAGUUUAGUAGCUUUUUUAAUUACUUUAGCAGUUCUAAAAUAAUAGAAAGUUGACAAAAAUAAAUGUUAAUGGAUUGUUUUUUGAAAAACUGGAAUGAAAUUCAUACUGGCAAUGAUGUUUUAAUCAAUUUAAGUUGCGCAAUAGAUGCAUUUGAAAAUCUUCCUGAUAGCUAUCUAGUUGAUCUUGAAUUUUGUGAAAGUUUUUGUUCAGCUAAAGUUAUACAGCAGGCUGUUAACUUUGUAAAGCAUAAAGAUAAGUUUAUAAGCUAUACUGCUGUGAAGUUUAUGUCAAUGAUUUUUAAACGUCUUCCAGAAACAACUUUGUCUGUUAAUAUCAGCUUUGACGAACUCCAAAAUGUUGAACUUAGCAUCCAUAUCCUCAGAGUAAUAUAUAAGCAGUUUAAAAAAUGCUCUAUAAUGGAUGCUGCUAAAUUUUGUGAACUUUUUCAUAGAUACAGUAAAUAUAUCAAUCAGGUGAAUCAAUUAUGUAUAUCAUUGUUGGAUCUCAAAGAAACUAUUGAUGUACAUGAUUUGAUAUUAAUAUUGCAAUGUUGUACUUUAGUAUUCAAAAUUUAUCACAAAGUGAAAUUGAGUUCUCUGAAUACAGAUAAUUUAGAGUUUAUGUUCAUUGAUAAACUUUUUAAAGCCCUAAAUGAAUUAGUUUAUCGGUUAGUUAAUACGAGUGAUGUAGAGUGCAAUGUAGGGUGCAACAACAUGACAUUCAUAACUAAAGAAAAACAGCAUCUAGUUUGGAGGUAUGUUGUAAAAUUAAUUUUUAAAGUUGCCAUUGGUAUACCUGAUUUAAACAACUUUCUUUAUGAUCAUGUUUUAAAACAAUUUUGUGUUAAUGUGAGUUGUUAUUUAAGACUUGAUUUUAUAGACAAUAUUAAAGUGGUUAAAUCCAAUUUUACAACUACAUUCAUUGAAAAGAACUCUACUUGUAUUGACGAAAACACAGCUCGAAAGUUAGUUUUGUUUGGAGUUAAAACUAUGUUGUUUGAGUUACCAGAUGUGAAUAACUUAGACGAAGUUGAUUUAAUACUAAAAAGGUUCCUGAAUUUACUAUCUAAGAUUAAUGAUUCGAAAUCAGUGAUUUCUAGUUUGAUAAAUACUUUCAUCGAGCAAGAUGAUGAACAAGUUCUCAUUUUAAAACUGUUGCUUUGUUUAUUUAUAAAGAGCAGAAAGUUGACAAAAUUAAAGAAUUUUCAAUACAUCAACCCUCAUUUGCUGUUUGCGACAUUAUUAAAUGCGUUGUUUUAUGACGAACUUGUUCUGCUUGAUUGGUUGGUAUCUGUUGAGGUGGAUUUUUUAGACUAUUUUAAACUUUAUAUAUCUUUUAUUAUAGAAAAUUUUGAGUUUUUUGUCAAUUCUUUUGAUACUGAUGACUAUGAAAAAAACCAUAGCAAAAAUAAAAAUUCAUUACCGAAUAAUCUUGUUGAAAAUAUAAACUCUGCAACGCCAUUGGUAACUUACAGUUCUUCAGAUGAUGAAGAUGAAGAUUUCGAUGACAGGAAUAUUAAAGAGAUAUCGAUUCAAUUAGAUAAAAUUAUGUCGUGUUUUAUUAGAUUGCGAUUAAUGCUUGAGCGUAUGAACAACCAGAAUUUACUUUCAAUUGAAGUUACUUCUAUAAUACAUCUCUUAGAAAAAGUUGAAGAUUUUUACGAUAAAAAAUUUUCCUAAUCAAUAGCCGUGUCUUAUAGAAAUCUUAUAUCCAAGAUACUUUACCAAAGGUAUAAAGUACAUCAGAGAAUACAAAAAAAAAAAAAAAAAAAAAUGUCCAAAUUCUUAAGCAGAUGGGUGCUGCUCGUCCAAGUUAGUUUGUGAGUAUUUCGUUACGAGCAUUAUACUUAAAUAUCUUUUUUUUGUUGUUGAACAUUAAUAAAACAAGUUCUGUUGUUUUUAA
Molecule: messenger RNA, 1908 nt
Organism: Hydra vulgaris (swiftwater hydra)
Lineage: Eukaryota; Metazoa; Cnidaria; Hydrozoa; Anthoathecata; Hydridae
Product: protein Lines homolog 1
Source: RefSeq, a predicted model, not a curated record